UUUCCCAUUUUUACGCGAGGCACUUCAAUGCAGCAUGACGCAGUCACGUGACUCUCAGCCUGUGGUCAGCUGACGACAAAGCGGAAGUGAAAGAAACAUGACGGCCCGACUAAACAACUUAGCUCUUACGGAGUGUCAUAAAUUGUGCCACAGAGUAGUGGAUGGACUGUGUGGUCGAGAAGCUCCUCGCAGAGACGACUACAAUGCCUCCUGGAGCCUGGACGAGUGGCUGGACCUGCUCGAGUCUUUGGCAGCACUCUUCCGGCUGUCGGUAGGGAGCAACAGCUCUGAUGAGGAGGUGCUGCUCCGCCUGUCCGAGUUGAGCAGCAGCCACUCGGAGGCCGUGCUGAAUGUGCUCCAAGGCAGACGGCAAGAGAUUUGCCAUGCUCUGCUGGCCACGACCGACUCAAUCUCCUCUGCUAUUUUGCACGACUUUGACUGGCAGCUUCAGUUGGCACUGUCCAGUGACAAGAUCUCAUCUCUUCAGACUCCUCUGUUGAGUCUUCAUCUGGAUAUAAGAGAGAACGGAGGCCUAAACUCUUUCACCAUGGAGAUGAACAGAGAGGAGCUUAAUACACUCAUCACCUCACUGGAGGCUGCUAAUAAGGUGCUGCUACAGUUGAAAUGAACACUGAUCGCAAAGAAGAGGCAGUGCGGUGGCAUGGAGGAGAGAAGAACCCAUCUGCUCAUGCAUGCCAGCAAGCAGACAGAAAUUGUGCAAAAUUGUAGGCGUAAAUGGAGGCCCAUCUGAAGCUUUCGGCCAUUGUUUCAAAUGCUUUAAAGCUCAAGUUAGGUCGUCCUCAUUUUCUUUGCCUUAACCUGUGCAUUGUGAGCUUGUUGAUACAAGUAUUUUAUUACCACUUGUUUGUAAUCGACAUUCCUAUCAAAAAAUAAUAAUUAAAAAAACAACACUUCUUUCAAGAA
This is a messenger RNA of Syngnathus typhle (broad-nosed pipefish), 924 nucleotides long. It is a transcript of the gene commd8, whose product is annotated as COMM domain containing 8. The record is from RefSeq and is a predicted model, not a curated record. The transcript is spliced from 5 exons. Bases 98 to 628 code for a protein of 176 amino acids. NCBI's taxonomy places the organism in Eukaryota, Metazoa, Chordata, Actinopteri, Syngnathiformes, Syngnathidae.